Molecule: messenger RNA, 1803 nt
Organism: Pocillopora verrucosa
Lineage: Eukaryota; Metazoa; Cnidaria; Anthozoa; Scleractinia; Pocilloporidae
Product: melanopsin-B-like
Biological process (GO): cellular response to light stimulus; phototransduction; G protein-coupled receptor signaling pathway
Cellular component (GO): plasma membrane
Molecular function (GO): G protein-coupled photoreceptor activity
Source: RefSeq, a predicted model, not a curated record
AUUUGUUUUUGUGCUAAGUUCCAAACAGUGCCCUGCACAGAGAAUAAUUUAGCAGCAACGUUUUACUGCGGAGGACUGAAGAACGAAAAGCGUUAAGUUUCCUCUUCUCUGUACAAACUCUCUGAAACGAUUUAAGAAUCAGUAGAAGAAGAGAAAAACACCUGAGUUCCUCACCGACGCGUGGGCCUUUAGCAGCGGACCACAAACGGCUUAGAGAGGAUGGCGGAUGCCGUGUACACAUUUUUCGCUAUUUUGGCCACACUCAUUGGAGGAAGCGGUGUGAUCCUUAACUUUCUCGUGUGUUUGAUGUACUUCGCAACUCCGAAGCUUUUAGAUGCCACUAACAUCUUCAUGCUCAACAUGGCGGUUGGAGACUUAACUUACUCAAUCGUGGCUCUUCCGCUUCUGGUCGCUUCCAACGCUCGGGGUGAAUGGGCAUUUGGAGAAGCAGGUUGUACUGCUUACGCCUUCAUCACAUUUUUUUUUGCACUUGGCACCAUGAUGCUACUGGCGGUUGCUGCUUACGAGCGUUACUUCACGCUAUGUAGGUUGUACAAUGACGGUCAAACUCAGUUCAGUAAGAAAAGAGCAAUCGUUCUGUGCGCACUGAUAUGGUGCUAUUCUCUGUUCUGGAGCGUGAUGCCGGUUCUUGGUUGGUCCAGAUACAUCCCGGAAGGUAUUGGUACCAGUUGUUCAGUGGACUGGACUUCAAAAGAGCAAGGUAAUGUGUGGUUCACCAUCCUUUUGAUCCUGGGCUGCUUCCUGCUUCCUGUUUCCAUCAUUAUCUGCAGUUACCUCAAGACCUUCAGGGCUUUGAGAAAGUUAAGCCAACAAGCGUUGCAGAAUUGGGGAGAAAACAACCGUGUCACCCAAGAAACCCUCAAGGCAGAAAGUAAGAUGAUGUGGAUAAUAAUCGCCAUAACAGCAGGAUACCUCUUUGCCUGGACGCCGUAUGCCUUAACUGCAGUAGUGGCCAUUAUAAACCCAAACAGGAUCAGCCCUAUUGGGGCCACGAUUCCAGCUUAUAUGGCCAAAUCUUCAGCUUGCUACAAUCCAAUAAUUUACGUGUUCAUGUAUAGAAAGAUGCGAAGCAGAUUGUGGGCAAUACUUUGUUGCAAGAAAUCUCAAGUUCAUCCAGACGCACAAAUUGCUUCUGAAAUGGCAAGCUAUCAGAAAAGUGCAGCGGUUACAUAUGCUGGACGAGGAACUUCAUUCGAUGAUCGAAACGUAGACUUUCCCCACUCAGCCUGAAUAGCUGGCGGAUCUUGAGGGGAAGGGGGGUCAGAGGAUUUUGAAGUAUCUCUACAAAAUUCACUGAUGAUCCCCCCUUAAGUCUCUGCAAUAUUCUUUUGAACCACCUUCAUUGGCAGUUAGUCGUCUAUCGAUUUGAAGUAGUCCCUCCUGUUCAGUCUGUUGGCGACGACUUAUUCCCUCUCAUGUUUCCCCUGAAAACACGUGAUCCCCAUAAAUCCUCCGCUCCCCCUCCCCCUCUCAAGUGAUAAACAGUGAUGGUCCCUAACUGACACCAAGGAAUAUCAGUGAAAGAGUUUGAUCUUGUUUCCGGGUUUUUCAAAAUAUCGUGAACUUUAACUAACACAAACAACGCCUAUGAGGAGGUUUCCAAGAUUUCCGGAGUUCUAAUGGAACUCAACUGAAAAUUUUAGCAUUCUCUCAAAACGAUGCGUACUCUAUGCAUUUCGACAAUGUUAAUCUGACUCGUCCUUGUCGGUUGGUCUCGAGAAACGCGAGGAAGAUGGGUACAACUCAUGGACGUACGCAACACACAUUGAAGGGGACGGUGAG